Molecule: messenger RNA, 3209 nt
Organism: Conger conger (European conger)
Lineage: Eukaryota; Metazoa; Chordata; Actinopteri; Anguilliformes; Congridae
Product: kinesin light chain 1-like
Exons: 16
Coding region: 345-2207 (620 amino acids)
Biological process (GO): microtubule-based movement
Cellular component (GO): membrane-bounded organelle; cytoplasm; kinesin complex
Molecular function (GO): kinesin binding
Source: RefSeq, a predicted model, not a curated record
GAUUUAAAGGGGCCGCUGCUUUGGGAAGCAACAAAGAGUCGGGUGGUGCCAGUGUCGGGGUUAAUAGUUUUAUUGCAGGAAAUGUUUCUAAAAUUUCUACUCUAAAUUUUAUGGUCACUUUUUCAUAGUUUGUGCGUCUAUGCUAAAGCCAGAAAAAUCGCUCAGACCGCGCAACAGACGCGCGGCUCGCUCCAGCUGUAACUACCGGAGUAGAGAAGAGAAGUUGCCAGAUGUGAUAUUUUAAUUUAAUCAUCACUGAGUUUGAGACCUGUGUCUGUAAAACGCCGUCCUGUACCUAUCCAUCCCGGCGGAGAAUAGCAAUUGGGGCGUCUCUGCGGUAGAAGAUGUCGGCCAUGUUUUUCCCGCCACGGGAGGAGCGGCUGGACAAGCUCUCCCAGGAGGAGAUCAUCUCAAACACCAGGCUGGUGAUCCAGGGGCUGGAGGCACUGAGGAGCGAGCACAACUCCAUCCUGCACAGCCUGCUGGAGACCAUCAAGUGUCUCAAGAAGGAUGAGGAGGCCAACCAGGUGCACGAGAAGUCCAAUCUGCUGCGCAAGUCUGUGGAGAUGAUCGAGCUCGGCCUGGGGGAGGCACAGGUGAUGAUGGCCCUGUCGGGGCACCUGAACGCGGUGGAGUCGGAGAAGCAGAAGCUGCGGGCGCAGGUGCGGAGGCUGUGCCAGGAGAACCAGUGGCUGCGGGACGAGCUGGCCAACACCCAGCAGAAGCUGCAGAAGAGCGAGCAGAGCGUGGCCCAGCUGGAGGAGGAGAACAAGCACCUGCAGUUCAUGAACCAGCUCAAGAAGUACGACCAGGACCUGCCCCCUCCGGAGGAGAAGGAUGGAGAGCCACCAAAGGACAGUCUGGAUGACCUCUUCCCCAAUGACGAUGAUGAGAACAGCCAAGGAUUUAAGCAGCAGCAGAACAGUGCAGCCUUAGCUGGGGGAGGGUAUGAGAUCCCACCCCGUCUGAGGACCCUCCAUAACUUGGUGAUCCAGUACGCCUCCCAAGGAAGAUACGAAGUGGCCGUGCCGCUCUGCAAACAGGCCCUGGAGGACUUGGAGAAGACCUCCGGCCACGACCACCCAGACGUGGCCACCAUGCUCAACAUCCUGGCUCUAGUGUACAGGGAUCAGAACAAAUACAAAGAGGCUGCCCACCUGCUUAACGAUGCUCUUUCUAUCCGGGAGAAGACCCUGGGCAAAGACCACCCAGCAGUUGCGGCUACGCUAAAUAACCUGGCAGUGCUCUAUGGGAAGAGGGGGAAGUACGUAGAGGCAGAACCGCUGUGCAAGAGAGCCCUGGAAAUCAGAGAGAAGGUGCUGGGCAAGGGCCACCCUGAUGUGGCCAAGCAGCUGAAUAACCUGGCGCUGCUGUGCCAGAACCAGGGCAAAUACGACGAGGUGGAGUACUACUACUGCCAAGCCCUGGCCAUCUACCAGACCCAACUGGGCCCCGAUGACCCCAACGUGGCCAAGACCAAGAACAACCUGGCUUCCUGCUACAUGAAACAGGGGAAGUACAAAGAAGCAGAGAUUUUGUACAAGGAGAUUCUUACCCACGCCCAUGAGAAGGAGUUUGGAUCUGUAGAUGCUGAAAAUAAACCCAUUUGGAUGCAUGCAGAGGAAAGAGAGAUGAGCAAAGACAGACAGAGGGACAGCACACCUUAUGGAGAGUAUGGUGGCUGGUACAAGGCCUGCAAGGUGAACAGCCCCACCGUUAACACCACACUGCGCAACCUUGGCGCUCUGUACCGCCAUCAGGGUAAAAUGGAGGCUGCAGACACCCUAGAGGAGUGCGCCACCAGGUCGCGCAAACCAGGCACGGACCCCACUAACCCGGCGCGGAAGGUGGAGACUCUGAAGGGGAGCGAGGAGGCCCGCAGGCGGGGCAGCAGUGUGAAGUAUGACGGCGGCUCUGAGGGUGGAGAGGAAGGCGUGGAGUGGCAUGGGGAUGGGAGCGGGGCCCUCCAGCGGAGCGGCUCCCUAGGGAAGCUACGGGACGUCCUGCGCCGGAGCAGCGAGAUGCUGGUGAAGAAACUGCAGGGGAACGGGCCCCCAGAGCCCCACAGCACCAACAUGAAACGAGCAGCAUCUCUGAACUACCUGAACAAGACCAGUGAUGACUCCUUUCAGGGUCCUGGAGGCAGGAGGUUGAGAGAAAGUCGUGGCCUGAGCUCCAGUACUGUGGAUCUGUACAGCGGGAACUGAACAAGCCUCAUACAAGCCUGUGCCCCAAGGACCCCAACCCCUCCCAUACCCAUACACCUCAUACACUCCUAAUCCCCUGCCCAACAUACACCCCUGACCACACAAAUUCCCCAAGAGAGCUAGGAAGCUCUUCGCUAAUCGGGACAGAGCUGGAAAUUGCUUCCUUCAGUCUUUCAGCCAAUGAGGACGGAGCUAGAAGAUGCUUCCUCCUCUCUCUCAGCCAAUCAUUGCAGAGCUGGGGUAACAUUGUUCUUUCUCAAUUGUGUUCUCGGAUGACCAAAACAUAUUCACAGGGUGUGUGAUGUCACUGUGAUGUCACGCACAGCAUUGAAUUCCCAUUGCUGAAUAGAAGACUGGAAUCCAUGGUAACCAUGGAACCCUUCCGUUUACACACACACACACACACACACACACAGUUUUCAUGCAACUGGAAUGAUAAGAUUGAAUGUAGAAAUGGACACUGCCUGCUAUGUUUUAAUUUUAAUUUUGUACAAUCCUGGUAUGUUUUUUGCAUUCCAAUUUUAUGGUUAAUGAAUUAUGAACACAAAUCUGGGGGGGAGCGAUCAAAAAAAAUGUUUUAUUGUAAUACUGAGUGGUACAGAUGAAUGUAAAUUGUCUCUCCAAAUGUGCUACAGAUGCAUGAAGCGUAGGAGAUUCCUGAUGCCCUUUACAUUACAUUAGUCAUUUACUGUAGCUUAUUUACUGAUGCUUUUAUCCAAAGUGACUUACAGUUGAUUAGACUAAGUAGGGGCCAAUCCCCCUUGGAGCAAUGUGGGGUUAAGGGCCUUGCUCAAGGGCCCAACAGCUGCACAGAUCUUCUCGUGAGACCUUCCAGGUCUCAGUCAAGCACCUUAGCCACCAGGCUAUAGUGAUGAGGAGCUCCUUCCAGCUGAAGAGCUCUUUGGUCCACUGCUGAUUUCCCAGUGUGUUAUGGGUACUCUCUGAUUACCUCAUCUAUGAUUCUGCUUUAAAAAACCUCAAUAAAUGGUGAAUUGCUGUUGA